AUGGCUUCCUUAACGGUUGUGAAUGUUUUAUAUGGCUACUUUAACACUAAAAACAACAAAUUGAAAUGGACUGGAUCAUUAGAAGACUUGAAAGCAUUCGUCCUAACUGAAAUCGACGAGGAAACAGCCGACAACACUACAUGGCGAUCGUCAGGAGGUGGGAGAUGGAAUUUCGAAAGCAAGCAGCUAACUGUUACUUGGCUGACGAAAAGCGAGAAUAUACUCUUUGGAGGAGAGAAGGGAAACGACUUAACAGAUCGAGUGUAUACUUUCUUAAGGCGGAAUGAAAUCAACGCCAAGAACGAUAACACUGCUAAUCUAAAAAGUUCCAUAGAAAGUCUAUUAGCUGAGGAGAGCGAAGAAGAGAGCGAAGACAGUCCUGAAGAAUCGCUUGACAGAAUAAACACUUUAUCAAAGAAAGAUCAGGGUAUAGCGAAUCGAGGAAGCGAUAUUACAUUGGGUGCGGCAUACCAACAUGAAAAAUACGAAGAAGACAUGUCAUAUGAAAAGUCGCAGAAUUUGCAUAACUCAUCAUCGGGUAAGUCAUUACAAAGUUCUCAAGACAAUGACUUAAUGCAAAUAAUAGAAGCAAUUAGCGAUAAAGUAAAGAAUCUUGCAACCGAAGUGAGACAGAUAAAGGCCAUUAACCCGCAAUUAAACAAUCAAGAUUUAAUUAAUGACUUUAGAGAAGAAAAUCGAAAGCUUAAUUCGCAAAAUGAACAGCUACAAGAAAGAAAUACAGAUAUUUCAUGUACCAUGACAGAUCUCCAUAUGAAAAUCAAAAACUUGGUAAAUGAAAGAGAUUGUCUAGUUACAACACUCAAGAUUUUACACCUUGACCGAAAGGAUAUCGAAAAGCAACCCGCAACCUCUGGAUGGCGUAAGGUAAAAUCAAAUGGCCCAGCUAAGACAUUAGACAAUUAUUCGCCUGUUAUAACAUCCCAAUCGAUAUGAAAUUCUCGAGGAAGAAUCGAAAAAAGAGAGUUACGAUCAAGUAAUUCAUACUGAAGAUGUAGAUUUGCAAACGAAACGAUACAAACACGGAAAGACAACUCGAUCAGACCAAGCGAAAAGUAAGCCAAAAGAUAACGCUAACGGAAACACAGAGAAGUCUGUCAAAACGACAUAUAUUGUUGGUGAUUCUAUGAUUAAACAUUUGGAUUGUCAUAGACUAAAGCGUUCCGUUCAGAACGGGAACAAGCGAGUGCAUGCAGAGACGUAUCGAGGAACCACAACUGAUGCAAUGCAAUACCACAUUAAGCCAUGUCUCCAAAGAAAACCUGACGAAAUCAUUCUACACGUUGGGACAAACGAUCUCAAAGAGAAAAAUUACAUUAGGCAUUACAUUAGGAAUUACAUUAGGCAUAAAAAUAUUGGAGUUAAUCAUUUAAACACAUAUGGUCUUCAUCUUAACAGGCUAGGAACAGCAACCUUAGCAAGGAACAUUCUAUUAUAUUUGAACAGUGAUAGGAAACAUAAUUGA
Messenger RNA from Paramuricea clavata, 1483 nucleotides. Lineage: Eukaryota; Metazoa; Cnidaria; Anthozoa; Malacalcyonacea; Plexauridae. The record is from the annotation of a GenBank genome assembly.